GACGGUCCCAUUGGUCUAGAAGUUAUUCGUGUGGGGGGCGGGGGGCGUGUUUCAUGUGUUCACUCCCCAUCAUCAUUGUCCUUCCUCCCUUUCCUGAGGAAGCGGACGCCGAAGCCAGAGGGGGGGGCCAGAGGGGCCCAGCAGCCCGCGCCCCAGAAGCCGGGCGGCCCCGGCGUUGGCGGGACCCGCGGAUCCACCAGAUGUGGGGGUUGGUAGAAAGCGCCGUGACCAAGCUCGACGAAGGAAUCGACGCGGCGGAGGCUAGCAUGGAGCACGUGCUCGCGCAGGUCGCCGACGGGGUCGACGACCUCAGGGACGGGGUGGUCGACGCGCUGGGACUCGACGAGAAGUUCAAGAGCGUGUCGGACAACACCUUGGACGAAGUGGCGCCCAAGGCGGGGGACAUGGUGAUCGAGGACGCCGUGCACUUCAUCCCUUCCUUCAAGCGACUCGACGACGCCACGCCGCAGGAUCUCCAGGGGGCGUCAAGAGCCGCAUGCACCGAUACGAUAUUGAGCUUCCGGGAGAAGAUCCACGAUUUCUGCGAGGACGUCGUCGAGGCUUUGAAGGAGGGUGCCGACAUGAUCGCAUCUGCCCUCAGUUGCCUCUACAAGGUUGCCAGCUGGAUACUGCGAGCGUGCAGGGAGGGAGUCCAGAUUGCCGUGGACCUGCUGAAAAAGGUCAUCCCCGACUGCUGCGAGGCCGCUUGCUUAUCGUGCGCGGGCCUCGGCGCUAAACUGAUGAUGUGGGUAGCAUCGGUGUUUACCAAGAUAGUCGACAUGGUAGAGGACCUCAUCAAGCGAGCCCUGCACACUUUUGGAGUGCCUGACUGGAUUUGCGAGAAGGUCGAUUUCAAUGGCAAUGCCAGCGCGGACCAUGCAACAGAUGACGACGAGCCGGUUAAGGUAAAAGCGGCGAAGAGAAUAAAAGAGGAGCAGGGCGAAGAUGCACCUACACAGCAAGCUAUGGAGGGCGCCGAUGACGCUGGAGCACAGCUCGUCAUCUAGGAGAGAGGGGUCCAGGCCAAUCAUUAUUCAACACUUACAGCCAGCUGAUAGCACGAAACCAGCCUGUGGUUGCACCAAAAAGUACGACGUACGUAGUGGGUAGUGUAUUCCAUGGUCGUGCAUGUCCUGGAUCAAGCGUAUGAGUUGUUUCAGACUGGAUUUCGCCAUGCAUUCGCUCCCACGAAGCAUCUUGUACAUACGUCAUACGAGUCUCCUUAUGUUAGGGCACCUGCUUGCACAAUGCGCUGCGAGUGCCUUUCUUCUCUUUCCUUCUCCCGUGAAGUGUCAUUUUUGUAUGUCUCCUUCGGACGCCGCUGCGACCUGGGAAGAAGGCCGUAUGGAUGGUGCCGACCUUUUUCGCAUGGACGCGUUGGUCAUCGUUGAUUCGUGUUUACGUGACCCGCGAUCUGUGUUUGUUGGUCUCGGUUUCAAUGGGCCUGUAGUUUUAGGUAGUAUUGACGCAGCCGGCCUGAGCUGGUAAUGGCGGCCACGGGGAGGGGCUUGGAGUUGGCAGCGCCCUAGGCGCGCCAAGCAUCCACCGCUGUUCGGACGGAUGCGGUAGGGGCGCUCGUGGUUCCGGGGCCCGCCCAAAGAUACGGCGUGGGUUCCCCCAAUUGUCGGGAGGGUUCAAAGGGACGCGAGGACACUUUAUUCAGUGCCCACGGCACGUUGGCGGAUCUCUUGUGUGCGCAGCCGCGGCCGUCGCCAUCGCCGAAAAUAAUCAUAGCGAGCACGUGCGUUUGCAUUCAUUUAGAGAUGUUGCCCCACCGG
Prorocentrum cordatum is the source of this 1778-nucleotide messenger RNA. The record is from the annotation of a GenBank genome assembly. Lineage: Eukaryota; Dinophyceae; Prorocentrales; Prorocentraceae.